CCUGCGCCAAAUACAUCAGGCGAGGUGGUGGCGUGGAGGAAGGAGCCGUCCCCGACCCCGCCUCCUCUCGCGGUUCUUGGCGCGGGGGAAGGUAGAUCCGGGCCUGUUUGUUGCCGGCCGGCGACAGUGGUUGGUUGGUUCCGUUGCCGAGGGGAGUAUGGCUCAACGGGGCUCAGCGCAGGCAGCCUUGGGGCGGACGAUGGAGGCGGAGAGGCUACAGGAGGCAGAGGCUGCCUUGGAACAGCAUCAGCAGUUGAUUGCAGGAAAAGCACAUAAAGAAGGUGGAUCUGCACGAAUGUCACUUCUCAUCUUAGUAUCCAUCUUCUUAACAGCUGCUUCUGUUAUGUUGAUGGUAUAUAAAAACUUUCCCCAACUUAGUGAAGAGGAGAGAGAAUGUAUGAAAGUUCCUAGAGACAUGGAUGAUGCUAAAGCUUUAGGAAAAGUACUCUCUAAGUACAAGGAUACUUUCUAUGUUCAAGUAUUAGUGGCCUAUUUUGCUACCUAUGUCUUCCUGCAAACAUUUGCUAUUCCUGGAUCUAUAUUUUUGAGUAUACUUUCAGGAUUUCUUUAUCCUUUUCCAUUAGCUCUAUUUCUUGUUUGUCUGUGCUCUGGACUUGGAGCUUCUUUUUGUUAUAUGCUAUCGUAUUUAGUUGGAAGACCAGUUGUAUAUAGAUAUUUAACAGAGAAAGCAGUAAAAUGGUCAAAACAGGUUGAAAGACACAGAGAACAUCUCAUUAACUACAUAAUAUUUUUGAGAAUCACUCCUUUCCUUCCUAAUUGGUUCAUCAAUAUAACUUCUCCUGUAAUAAAUGUGCCAUUAAAAGUAUUUUUUAUUGGUACUUUUCUUGGUGUUGCACCACCAUCUUUUGUAGCAAUUAAAGCUGGAACCACACUUUAUCAGCUCACUACAGCAGGCGAAGCUGUUUCCUGGAACUCAGUCUUUAUUCUUAUGGUUCUGGCAAUUCUGUCCAUUCUACCAGCAGUUUUCCAGAAUAAACUUAAACAAAAAUUUGAAUAAGGAUCAACCUGGAUCUUUGUUUUCCAUUUCAUCUCAGGAUCCGCACUACUUCUGUGAUUCCUUUUCUAAUGGAUGUUAAGUAACUUAGAAAGAGGAAUCUGAAGAGACACAGAAGUUUUUAGAUCUUUUGUUCAGUUAUAUUUAUGGUGGGGGAGACAAAAUCCACAGCUGGAAGAAAAUUUUAAGGUGAACCAUACCUUUUGAAGAAUUCUGAAGCUCAUUGUCAAUUCUCAUUGUCAAUUUUAAUCUAUAAUAUUGAAUCUGAAUUUAUGCUUUGUAUGAUGCCUUUUUGAUAAUAUAAUGUGAAUAAUUUGUUUCUCCCAUCUUUUCCUCAUCACUGAACAAUCCUAAGAAAUUACAAAUUGCACAAUGAAUUCUAUAAUCCCAAUGGAGUAAAAAGACUGCAUCAUUUCUUUAUGCAUAAAGUCUUCGUUGAACACAUGAUUAGGUGGCUUGACCAGUGUUUUUCAGAAAUUUCUGGGUCUUUGUUUUUUGCUCAUUUUUGUAAAAGAUUGAGUGAUUUAACUGUAGGAUAUUUUUUGUUUUCUUGAAAUGGAGCUAAUUUAUCAUGGCACAUAAAAAUACUACUUUUAAUAUUCUUACCUUGUUUGUGAGCAUUUUAGUUAUUUGGCUAAAAUUUUAUGAAACACUUAUUGUCUGCCAAAAAGCAGUCAUCAGAAUUUAUUUUAUAGUGGAAUGGCCUUUUAUUUUGAAGUCAUUUUCUUUUGAGUGGCAGGAUUUAUUAAUAUUUCCAAGUGCUGCACCAUUUUUAAAACUACAAUCUGGCUAAGUAAAAAUUCAAUGAAUUGCUUGAAUCUAAAAUGCCAAAGAUAUUUUCCAAGCUCCCCUUAAAGCCCAGAUUUUUUCAGUCAUAUUUUACACAGCAGUUGAAAUGAAUGAGAAGUGCCUAAGAAUGAACAAAUUCAGUCUGCAAUGGAAGAAGUGUUAUUUGUUCACUGGGCAAAGAUUAAUCUACAGAAAUUGUAUAUUUUGUAAAUUAGCUUUGCUAAUAUAAUGUAUACUUUUUCUAAUGGAAGAGUAGCAUAUUAAAAAGGGAAUGAAGAUUGGCUUUUGAAUUUUAAGUACUCUUUAGGAGUUUUACUUUCAAAAAUAAUGAUACUUUUGGCUGAAUUACUAUAAUUGUCAUGAAAUAUUUUUCCUCCAUUUAUGAGAUCUGAUAUAUACUGUUCUACUUCAUAAUACCUCUCAACCAUUCCUAUAUAUCAGGGGUGUCAAACUGGUGGUCUAUGGGCUGAAUGCAUCACUUGCAGGCCAUGCCCACCCCAGCUCUGCGAAGGGGAAAAACAUCAUGAUACAUCAUGUGAUGGCAACGUGACAGCGAGUUUGACACGCGUGCUCUAUAUCUAAUGCUGAUUGUUCCAUGCACUUAUUUUUGUUACAAGUAGUCCAUGUUUAAUGACUAAUUGGAACUGGAAAUUCUGUGAUGUCAUACAUUGAAAAAAUACAUGUGACCAUGACACUUAGUGACAGUAGUUCCAGCAGUGUCAGUUCCCUUUGUUAAGUGAGGACCAUGUAUGAUUAUGACUUCCUACUGACUUCUCCUUUGAUUUUCAUUCUGGGAAACUGACAGGGAAGGUCACAAUUCAUGAUCAAGUAGCCAUGGGGACACAGCGCUGGCAAGUCCAGUCAUUACUAUCACUCAUUCAGUGCCAUUGUAUGUUUGAAUGGUUCCUGAAUGAGCAGUCAUUAAAUGAGGACCACUGUAUAUGCAGAUAUAUGCAGUCAAAUGAACAAAGUUUUACAGAUCAUUCAAGCAAAAUCAGAAUAUUGUCAACUUUUUUGACCCUCUCUGAAACAAGGCCAAUAUGCAAACCAAAUGUGCAAGAAAUUAUAUUUUAUUACCCAGAUUUCUAUACCACCUGCUUCUUAAGACUUAGGCAGUUUACAACAAUGUGACGUUAUCACAGCAUCAAUCAAUAAAGCCAUACAACUACCGAACACAACAUGGCAUCUAAUUAUUAAAAAUAAUCUAAUUGGGCUGUGUAGUAGCUAUUCCAUUCCUCUAUGUAUAUUUUUUCUGUCUGACCUUGUGAGCUGGAACACAAGUACCUGAGAUUGUACUUGUGUCCCAGCUCACCUAAGAUGUAUAGUGUCUUUCAGUUUUGAACCAAAGGCAUUCCAUUACUUUGUUGAAGGUGCAGCUGUAAUACUAUAUGCUUUAAUUUCAGGGUAUUAGUGGUGGUUUACUGGUAGUCCUUGACAUUUGACCACAAUUGAGCCCAAAAUUUCUAUUGCUAAGCAAGACAGUUAUUAAGUGAGUUUUGCUGCAUUUUACGACCUUUCUUGCCACAGUUGUUAAGUGAAUCAUUGCAGUUAAGUUAGUAUCAUGGUUAAGUGAAUCUGGCUACCCCAUUGACUUUGCUUGUCACAAGGUCACCAAGGUGAUCACAUGACCCUCAGACACUGCAACUGUCAUAAAUACAUGCCAAGCAUUCAAAUUUUGAUUGUGUAACCAUAGGGAGUCAACAGUUGUAAGUGUGAAAAACAGUCAUGUCACUUUUUUUAUGUAACUUGGGUGACUAAAACCUAUCUGUACUGACUCCGGCACAAUAGCUGGGAGAAUGUGGUCAAUUUAGGAAUAAAAUAUCCUGAGGCUUUCAGGAUGAUUGACCAGUAAUCUGAUAGGCAAAAGGCCAGAUUAAUACUCUUUGAGUUAUGAUAGCAAAGUCUUUUUUUUAAAUUUAAUAAUCCAGAAAGUGAGUUGGAAAUAAUUUUCACUGAUGGGAUGGACCAUGGGAUUUAUUCAGACUUAAUUCAAAUUGUAAUGAUAAUCUUGUUUUUUUAAAAAUGGACAUAAUAAGAAAGUGCUUUAUUAGAACUGAAGUUACUUGAGACUAUCUGAAGUAGCAAUUAUUUAAUCUUUAAUGACCUUUUAUUAAUACGUAUGUCAGCAAAAUAUAGGAUUCUACAAUAUCCACUCCCUGGCCGUCUUGAAAACUGCCUUAUUUUCAGUGAAGUCCUUGCAAUCUAAGAGUAUGGGAAGAGUAUUCUGCCACUUUUUAUAAUAUGUAUUGAAUCGUUGAAUUGAAUUAUUACAGGAUUAUGUGUAAAUUUAUAAGAAUAUAAUUAAUGUGCUUAAUUGUUUUCCACGUAUAAAAUUUCCUUUUAUUCAAUUCACUGCUGCAACAUUUUUUAGCAGUACAUGCAGUAUUAUGUCAAUUAGGAAGAAUUUUCUACUCUUAGAUAUUUUAAGAGAUUGAUUCAGGUACAUCUGAAAAUGUAUCUGUAAUUAAUGCCAUGAAUUUGAUACAAAUUAUUUUAGUCUAAUUAGUUAAAUGUUUACAGUUCUAUUUACUGGGAGAAAAGUGUAAUGUUCUUGAUGAAUUCUGCCAAUAUAGAGGCAAUAAUAUAUUCUGUCUUUGUUGUUCAGGAUAUUGUAUAACUUGAAUUGGUUUGUUUAGGGUUUUAAUAACUCUUUGCAGUUCAUAAUACAUAAUACAGGGUUGUACAUUUUAAAUAUUGUUUUUAAAUAAACUAUAAUUAAAAUAGUUAAGCUAUUGACCCAAUAACUACAGCAAGCUUUCUUUU
Messenger RNA from Ahaetulla prasina, 4567 nucleotides. It is a transcript of the gene TMEM41B, whose product is annotated as transmembrane protein 41B. NCBI's taxonomy places the organism in Eukaryota, Metazoa, Chordata, Lepidosauria, Squamata, Colubridae. The transcript is spliced from 7 exons. Gene Ontology annotation, cellular component: endoplasmic reticulum membrane. The record is from RefSeq and is a predicted model, not a curated record. The coding region runs from base 158 to 1018 and encodes 286 amino acids.